AUGCCCAGCUCGCCGCUUUUUCAAGCCCUCUUUUUUGCUGCUGGUGCAGCGCUGGGUGCAACAGCAGUCUCCCUCUCUAACAAUCGAAGAGAGCGUGUCAAACCGGUCCAUUCGUCGCCCACGGCCAUUGUUGAUGUCAGUCCGUCUGGCAAGCCCGCGCUGUCACAGCGAGAGCUCGUUGCUGGUGACGUGUUAAAGUAUGGAAACCCUGGUCCAAUCAGCGACUUGAUUUGUCGCAAGGCGUAUACGUUGGGUUAUGAUCGUAAAUUGCGGCAUCCAGCUUGGACGGUCGAACACCUCACUCUUGCGUCGGUCUCGCCCCCACCAGACGACCCGAAUGGAGGUGACCGCUCGAAAUCAGUCUUCAAAGAGGAUGAGAGUAUCCCUCGUCAGUUUAGGGCCUUUCUAAAGGACUAUUUCCGAAGCGGAUACGACAGAGGCCAUUUAGCUCCCGCUGCAGAUGCAAAGAGUUCUCAGGAAGCCAUGGACGAAACGUUUUACCUGACAAACAUUGCACCCCAAGUAGGAGACGGCUUCAAUCGACACUAUUGGGCAUACCUCGAAAACUGGUGUCGAAAGCUGACGGGGUCGUUUUCCGAUGUCUUCGUUUUCACCGUCCCUCUUUACCUCCCCAAACAAGACGCAGACGGCAAAUGGCGCGUCACAUAUGAGAUGAUUGGAACCCCGGCAAAUGUCGCCGUUCCAACUCAUUUUGCCAAGGUCGUCCUGGCAUCUCGACCAGGAUCGGCAUACAAUCCUCGCGAGUCGGAGCUUUCGCUGGGAGCAUUUGUGCUUCCAAACGCAUCGAUCCCCGACGAAACACCAAUGGAAAAGUUUCUGGUUGAUGUGGACACGGUUGAGCGCGCGGCUGGGCUGACCCUUUUCUCCGACGAGGUCAAGGGCAAAGCCAUCAACAUCUGCCGCACGACUAAAUGUGAACUUGUCAUAAGAAGAUUUGAUGAUGCCAGGAAGAAUGCUACCAAAGCGAUUGGUGCACCCAGACGAUAG
Molecule: messenger RNA, 1008 nt
Organism: Serendipita indica DSM 11827
Lineage: Eukaryota; Fungi; Basidiomycota; Agaricomycetes; Sebacinales; Serendipitaceae
Source: the annotation of a GenBank genome assembly